Molecule: messenger RNA, 585 nt
Organism: Lathyrus sativus (Indian pea)
Lineage: Eukaryota; Viridiplantae; Streptophyta; Magnoliopsida; Fabales; Fabaceae
Source: the annotation of a GenBank genome assembly
AUGAUCGGAGUCGGAAAGAUAAAGCAGUACGGUAACGUCCUCGAUAAGCCCCUUAACAAGGGCAAGACUGAGGUUAGUUUGAGUGCAUUUGCGUUCUUGUUCUCCGAGCUUGUUCAGUACAACCAAACUCAGGUUGAUAAUAUCGGCGAACUCGAACGAAGACUGGAGGAUGCUGGAUAUGCUGUCGGGGCUCGUGUUCUUGAGCUGCUCUGCCACAGAGAUAAGGGAAACAGGAGGGAGACGCGGUUGUUGGGCAUUCUUUCUUUUGUACACAGUACAGUGUGGAAAGUACUAUUUGGAAAGGUAGCUGAUUCAUUGGAGAAAGGAACUGAACACGAAGAUGAAUACAUGAUCAGUGAAAAAGAACUCCUAGUAAACAAAUUCAUUUCUAUCCCAAAAGACAUGGGAACAUUUAACUGCGGUGCAUUCGUUGCUGGAAUAGUCCGGGGUGUUUUGGACGGUGCCGGGUUUCCAGCUGUCGUAACAGCUCAUUUUGUGCCCAUGGAAGGCCAACAACGACCUCGGACAACCAUUUUGAUAAAAUUUGCCGAAGAGGUGUUACGCAGAGAAGCAAGAUUAGGCUGA